AUGAUGGAAACUGCAGAAGAAGCUCACAUUGUGACAAAUUAUUUAAAUCAAUCAAGAAGUCGCGAAGCAGCCAGAAAUCUUCUCUUACAUCGUCAAUACAAUCAAUUACCACCGGAGAAAAAAAAAGAUAAAAUCGAACAGAGUUUUUCUAAAAUUAAAAAGAAAGAUUUUCAAAAAAGGAAAAAACCUUCUUCCUUUCAAUUUAAUAAAAAUUCAAUUGAAAAUUUUAACAUUCAAAAUACCGAUGAGAAAAAAAAAAAUGGAAAACAUAAUUCAAAUUCAAGUGAUGGACGUAAAAAUGAUUUGAAUGCGGAUUCCGAACUCGUCCAUAGCCUAAAAAUAAAAAAUGAUUUGCAUUUGAAAGAAAAUAAAAAUUUUUUACCUAAUCCAGGAAUAGGUAUAAAAGUUUUAUUUUUUGACGAAAAAAAUUUUCAUUUUCAAUUUUUGUCCUCUUCUUUGAUUUUUCAAAAAGAACCAACGAAAAAAAAUCACAAAAAAGUCACGUCCAAUAAUUGUGCCGAUUCCUUAAAGAAUAGAAAAUUACGAAAAAAUCGCCUUUGCCGUUCUAUGAGUUAUCCAUUUCAACGCGGAAAAGUGCCUCGUGUGUACAAGUUGAAUAUUCAUCGGAGCUACUCCAUGAUUUAUGGUAGUCAAGUGGAAAAUACAUUCAACUACAUCAGCAUCCGUCCUGUGAUUGCUCAUUUUUUACACGAAAGCGAGGAAUUAUCCGAUAGGAAUAAUUGGCUCACUCGACCUAUUUGGACUCAGUUGAAAGUAAAACCGUAUGGGACCGAUAGAAAAAAUAAAAAAACUUCCCAUUUAAUUAAUGUAAAAGAAAAAGGAAAAGUUGAAUUUUAUUCUUCUUCGCAAGCGUUCGAGCCAACGUUUACUGAUAAUUUUUUUCAUUCGGAUGACGUAGAAGAAAAAACAAGGAAAUUAAAUGAAAUCGAAAACGAUGCAUCCCUUCAUUUCUAUAUUCGAAAUAGAACGUUCGUAAUAAAAGAAUUAAUAAAAAAUGAAAGAGAUUUUGUUCAAAUUUUAACGGACAUCGCAGAAGGGUACAUUAACGAAUGCAAAAAAAGGACCGAUUUGUUUUCAAAGGAAAUGAUAAAUUCCAUAUUUGGUAACUUGGAAGAUUUGUUAAUAUUUCAAAAAAAAUUUAUGAUUAAUGUCGAAGAAAACGUGAAUCCGUUAUUUCCUCACAAGAGUUGUUUAGGCAAAAUUUUUCUGGACCACGAGAGAAAUUUUAAAAUGUAUGCCUUAUAUUGUGUUUCAUAUCCGACGGCUAUUAUUAUUCUGCAAUCCCUUUACUCAAGGGAUGUCUAUACCAAGUUUUUUGAAGCUUGCAGACUGAAACGUGGAUUAAAUAAUAUUUCACUUGAUGGGUACCUUUUGACACCGAUUCAAAGAAUAUGUAAAUAUCCAUUGCAGCUCGCGGAACUUUUAAAAUGGACAGAACCCAGUCAUCCAGAUCACAAUGUGGUAAAAGAAGCCUUGCAAGCCAUGAAAAAAGUUGCAACUUUAAUUGACGAUCAAAGAAAAACAAUGGAUGAUUUAGAGAAACUCGUCGUUUGGCAAAGUAAAAUUUUUGACUGGAAAGAAGAAGAAGAAGAUGUAAUAAUAAAAAGUUGUCAGAUGCUCUACCGGGGAGAAGGAACUCGAAUAAUAUCUAAAAAAAAAAACACAAACGUCACAAUGUUUUUGUUCGAUCACCAGUUAAUUUUUUGCAAGAAAAAAAAUUUUUUCAAUAAAAAUUAUUAUACGUACAAAGGUAGAAUAAAUUUGGAUUUUUCAAAAAUAAUAAAUUUACCCGAUGGUCCGAACCGAGAGGUAGAAAUGCUUAUUAAGAACGGAAUAAAAAUUUAUGUUGCCAAAGAAAAUAAAUGGGAAAUAAUAUGCUAUGAGUCUAAAGUUGAGAAAAACAAAUGGAUAAAGGCAUUUAUUGAUGAGAGAAAAAUUGUCGAGAAAAUGAAAAGAGAAGGUUUAGAAUUGCCGGUGUCAAUUAAAAAACUCGCAAAAGUCGCUGUAGAAACUAAAAACAUGUAUUUGAAAUCAAAAGUUUAA
Messenger RNA from Pediculus humanus corporis (human body louse), 2064 nucleotides. Its product is annotated as collybistin, putative. Gene Ontology annotation, cellular component: cytoplasm. The transcript has 10 exons. The record is from RefSeq and is a predicted model, not a curated record. Bases 1 to 2064 code for a protein of 687 amino acids. Gene Ontology annotation, biological process: intracellular signal transduction. Lineage: Eukaryota; Metazoa; Arthropoda; Insecta; Psocodea; Pediculidae. Gene Ontology annotation, molecular function: guanyl-nucleotide exchange factor activity.